This is a messenger RNA of Pyrenophora tritici-repentis Pt-1C-BFP, 892 nucleotides long. Its product is annotated as mitochondrial hypoxia responsive domain containing protein. Gene Ontology annotation, biological process: mitochondrial respiratory chain complex IV assembly. Lineage: Eukaryota; Fungi; Ascomycota; Dothideomycetes; Pleosporales; Pleosporaceae. The record is from RefSeq and is a predicted model, not a curated record. Gene Ontology annotation, cellular component: mitochondrial inner membrane.
AAGCCACUCCUCUAAAACAUCGGAUAACUCGCCUCCGCUCUCGACUUUGCAACAACACAUUUCUCAUACCCACGUAUACUAGGAGCGACAUUCACAAGUCAACAUGAAGGUUCUUACCAAGGAAGAAGAAGAGGCGCAUUACAAUGCCACGAUCAAGGGUGGAUCGAUUGGUGGUGUCAUCGGUACGGCGAUAGGUGCUGCAGGCGUUCUGGCAGCGAGCAGACGAUACCAUUCAUUCCGCGCUCUCACAGUACCAUUCCGAGCCUUCCUCGUCGCCUCAACCGGUACAUUCGUAGCCGUCAUUGCUGCUGAUCGAGCCUCUGCCCAAUACGACAUCGAACACACACCGGAAAAGAAACGCCAAAUCGAGCGUGAAAAGGAGCGCGAGGCACUCUACGAAUCGAACAAGACGGCCUUCCAGCGCGCUAAAGACUGGGCAACGGCCAACCGAUACCCUCUCCUCUUUGGCUUCUGGGUCGCUUCCAUGGCUGGUUCAUGGCACAUGGUCAACCGCAACCCUUACCUAAGUGGGUCGCAGAAGCUGGUGCAAGCGCGUAUGUAUGCACAGGGUGGUACGCUAGCUGCGCUGUUGGGAAGUUUCGCCAUUGAGGGUGCGGAUGCGGCGAAGGGCAAGGGAAGGUGGGAGACGAUUAGGGUUAUUGACCCUAAUGACCCGGAGCACAAGCAUGUGAUUGAGAAGAAGAUUCACCAUGAGAGGUAUGCUGGUGAGGACCAGUGGAGAGAAAUGGUUGAGGCGGAAGAACAGCGCCAGAAGGAACGUAAGGCCGCUGCGCAGGGGAGGCAGCAGCAGGCUAACCAACACCGAGACGCCGCUGAUAAGAAAGAAGAGAAGGCUGAGAAGGGGGAGCAGAAGAACAAGGAGAAGGCUUAG